GUAUUGACCAUAGUGUGAAAAGUUUGUGUAUAAAUAUUUUAUGCAUUGCAUAAAAAUCAAGUUUAUGUAAAUUAUGGAACAAGAAACGUUCUUUAGUGAAAAAUCAAAUUUUUUUAAGAAACAGAAAAAAUAUGGAACUACAAAUCACAAUAAUCUAAAGAGAAAUCAUACGGCAGAAGUAUUAAUUCGUCAUGAUUUAACAAAAACAGAUACAUUACAAGGAAUUGCCAUCCAAUAUGGUUGUUCGAUGGAACAAAUUCGGCGAGCAAAUAGACUGUUUGCGAACGAUAGCUUAUUUCUUCGCGAACACUUAAUGAUACCUGUACAUAAAGAUUCACCGUUUUAUCCGAGAGAGGCUGAGCAGCCAAUGUGUUAUAAUAAUAACAAUAAUAAUAAUAAUGGUGUACUGUUAAGACGUGCUAAUACAAUCGGUGAACCAUCCUCAUCAUCAUCUUUGUCCAAAGACUAUUCAGACUCAAUUGACUCGUUAACGAGUCCCGAUGAAGAGAAUCGGAAGUUUAUGGAUGAAUUUCUAGAAAAAAUAGACAGUUCAAUUGCGUCGUCAAAGAAACUUGUGCAGCAACAACAAAGAAACAGUGAUUACAUUUCAUCGAGUCAGAGUGAAGAUUCACUAUUCAGUUCGAGUGGAAAUAGCUUUAUUAACCAUAAUUAUGAACUAGCUCAUAAUCCAGAAACGUCUGCAUCAUAUCAACAAUAUUAUCAAUCACUUAAUAGUCAUCAACAAGCCCGUCACAGUCUAGGUAUGAAUGAUUCAACACAGCUUGUUGUUAAAACAAAUGGACGACACAUAAAGAAUUCCUUACAACGACUUGAAAAGCAGCAAGAUGAAAUUUUCGAAUUGUAGCAGUUAGCAGAAGCGCAGCUUUAUCGAUCGAUCGAUGAUCGAAGUUAUAUGGUGCGGUUAUCCACGAUAAGGGAACGAAUUUCUCGAAUAUUAUUCCAUAGAAACAGUCGUAGACUUCGGCCGCGUGCACAAUAGAUACAAGAAUAAUAUUAUCAUAAUAUAUACAUACACAACUCAGUUAUGAUGACUAUGACUAUACAUUUCAACAUAAAUCCUUCCGUAAUGUAAACAUUGUCGAUAGUACUUCUGUUCUAUGGAUUAGCUGAUAACAAUCCAGUGACGAAUGCUAAACCGUAACUAUAAAAAAAAUUGUAUGAUAUCGAUCGAUCGAGCUGUGCAUGAGAUUAUAUAGGAAAAUAGGAAAAGUAAAGCAGAUUUAGGCCUUAAAAGUGAAGUGAAAUUUAAUAAGUGUCGCUAAUUCUCACUAUAACAAUCAACUAUAGAUAGUUGGGGUUGGUUCAUCAGUGACGUUCACAUUAACUGAAAAGAUACAUCACAGAGUUCAUUCAGACAUGGAAUCGGAAUAGAGUGUCAUCCCAAUUUCGAAUAGACGUCAUAAACGAACGACCCUGGUUCUACAUAUGCUCUUUAUUUAAGUUAUUACAAUGCUAGUUCUUGAAAUAUCACAUGAAUUAUUCAUAAAGAUUCCAAAGUGAUUUUUAUUCUUAUUUCAAAUUAUAUAGCUGGAUCUAUUAAUUUAUUUAACACAAAAAAUAGCUUCUUUAUAACGAGUUAACGGCUAUGAGCGAUUA
Messenger RNA from Chironomus riparius, 1617 nucleotides. Lineage: Eukaryota; Metazoa; Arthropoda; Insecta; Diptera; Chironomidae. The record is from the annotation of a GenBank genome assembly.